UGAGACCCCGAAUACAAUUCUUUCGUCAGGUCGGCCGAAUAAAAGGCUGGUCAGUUCGUUCUUCUACAAUGGCGAGUUGCAGACAAGUCGCGCCACUGCCAACCGGACCCCAACAGCAGCCUGACCUGCACCUACAUCUCAUACAGCUCAAGACCAUCGACUCCUUUCAGGGUAGGGAAUCGAACAUUGUCAUACUCGACCUCCCCGUUGUUUCCUCCCUGGGUUUUAUGCGGGAGGUGAUCGACGAUACUACCGAUAAACAAUCGACUGCCUCAGGUCCUGUUCGUACUCCGCAGCUGAGUCGGUCGAAAUAUGCACUCUAUAUCAUUGGCAACUACAAAGCCAUGGAUCGACCUAACUUGAGCGGAAACAGAAGCCUAGCCCAUUCGCAUCGAGUGCCAGUCCCGGACGAACUUACAAUCACUCCGCCCGACACCGCGGUUGAAGAGCAGAAUGAUGUGCAGGCGAGUGGUAGCUGGAAUGAGAAUGGCAUGGAGCUGGAUGGCACGGCGGCCCAGCCUGGCGCAAGCGACAACAAUCCUACGACUGGUGGUGGCCGAUUGCAGAUUGCUAAGGAGCAUGGCCUGUCACAGCAGCCGGCUGUUACGGCUACCAUCGACAUGACACUUUUGCGAUUUUUCAAUUUCUGCAAGCGGUACAUCGAACUCGGGGGAAAGUAUACUACCUUAUGCGAUAUUCCAGCUUCCUAUGACUGGUUUGUGGGAGCAAGAGCUCCUAAGAGCAUCGACGAGUGUGUCGUCGAAAAAGAAGAAUUGUUCCGGAUUCCUGCAGCCACCACUGCUAGACAACUAUUACCAGGUGGCAGAUGA
Molecule: messenger RNA, 830 nt
Organism: Aspergillus novofumigatus IBT 16806
Lineage: Eukaryota; Fungi; Ascomycota; Eurotiomycetes; Eurotiales; Aspergillaceae
Exons: 5
Coding region: 69-830 (253 amino acids)
Source: RefSeq, a predicted model, not a curated record